This is a messenger RNA of Sebastes umbrosus (honeycomb rockfish), 5049 nucleotides long. It is a transcript of the gene eea1, whose product is annotated as early endosome antigen 1. The coding region runs from base 139 to 4341 and encodes 1400 amino acids. Lineage: Eukaryota; Metazoa; Chordata; Actinopteri; Perciformes; Sebastidae. The transcript has 30 exons. Gene Ontology annotation, cellular component: early endosome. Gene Ontology annotation, biological process: endocytosis. The record is from RefSeq and is a predicted model, not a curated record. Gene Ontology annotation, molecular function: metal ion binding; 1-phosphatidylinositol binding.
CUCCCCUCCCUGACCCCGCCCCUCCUCCGCCGCCUCUGAGCUCAGUCAGGUGUUUCGUUCUUCAGAAACGUUAACUUCACAUUUAGAAACUACCUGGUUGGAUAUUUCGGUGUCGGGGACCUGAACUCGGUCGAGGUGAUGCUGAGACGGAUCCUUCAGAUGACUCCUGGGAAGGGAGGCUCCCAGAACGCUGAGUCAGAGCAGCCCAGCACAGACCUCAACCACGAUCAGACGUCUGAGGGCUUCAUCUGUCCUCAGUGCAUGAAGUCUCACAACUCUGCAGAGGAGCUGUUCAAGCACUAUGAGCUGUUCCACGAUACCGGAGACCUGCCCGCUCAGAUGGCCCCCACUCGGGAAGAUCUCACAAUGCUGCGGCAAGAAGUUCAGGACCUGCAUGUUUCUCUCAAGGAGGAAAAGUGGUUCUCUGAAGAGCUCAAGAAGGAGUUAGACAAAGUCCAAGGACACCUGAAGCAAAAUGAUGAACAGACGGUCUCAGAGGAUGCAGCCCUUGAAAGGAAGUUGAAUGAAGCGGAGACCGAGAAGUUCAACAUCAAGCAGAUGAAAGACCUGUUUGAGCAGAAGGCUGCCCAGCUGGCCACAGAGAUAGUAGACAUAAAGUCCCGCUAUGAUGAGGAGAAGAGCCUGAGGGAGGCUGCUGACCAGAGGAUGGGCAAACUGACCGAACAGCUACAGAAAGAGAAGCAGGACAACGAGAGACUCCAAACAGAACUGCUGCAGCGACCGGGAGUGGAGGAUGUGGAGGUGCUGCAGAAGGAGCUGGUGCAGGUCCAGACACUGAUGGACAGUAUGACCCGGGAGAGAGAGGACGAGACUGACCGCCUCAAAAUGCACUACGAGCAGCUGCAGGCUAAUUACACUACCUCAGAGAUUCGUAAACUUGAGAUGACCAUAUCCCAACUAAAAGCAGAGCUGGAGAAGGGUCCACAGGAAGCAGCUGUCUACACACAACAGAUCCACCAGCUGCAGAGCAAUCUGAAUAAUCUGCAGCAGCAAAGCCAGAGCCUGUCUGAAAAGUGUGCACGUAAGGAGAAAGAGUACCAGGAGCUGGAGGAGCGUCUGGGAGCUGAGAAGGCUGCCAAGAAGGGAGCUCAAGGCAGCCUGAGAGAGAGGGAGACGGAGGUUCAAGAGCUCCAGACUCGGGCCACGGGGGCCGAAGCCUCCCUGCAGAAGGCCCAGACGGAGCUCGGAGAGAGGGCCGAGGAGGCGGCGAAGUUGAAGAGCGAGAUCACGGAGCUGGAGGUGAAGCACGCAGAGCUGAAGGUUGAGAGGAAACAGCUGGAACAGCAGAGGGAAGAGAAAGACAACCAAGGUGCUCAGCAGCAGACUGAGAUCGGUCAGCUGCACGCCAAACUGCUGGAGGCGGAGAGGCAGCUGGGCGAGGUGCAAGGUCGUCUUAAAGAACAGAGGCAGCUGUCUGGGGAGAAACUAAAAGACCGCGAGCAGCAAGGCGCAGACCUGCAGCUCAAACUGUCCCGAGCAGAAGAACAGUUGAAGGAGAGUGGCAGUAAGAACACCGACCUGCAGCACCAGCUGGAGAAAGCCAAGCAGCAGCACCAGGAGCUGCAGGCGCUGCAGCAAAACACCAACGGCAAACUCCGCGAGGCACAGAACGACCUGGAGCAGGUGCUGCGUCAGAUCGGAGAUAAGGAUCAGAAGAUCCAGAAUCUGGAGGCUCUGCUGCAGAAGGGUAAGGACAUCGUGAGCCAGCUGGAAACCGAGAGAGACGACUUGUGUGCCAAGAUCCAGGCUGGGGAGGGAGAGACGGCCGUGCUCAACCAGCUGAAAGAGAAAAACAACGCACUACAAGAACAGGUUACACAGUUGACAGACAAGCUGAAGAAUCAAUCGGAGAGCAACAAGCAGGCCCAGGACAACCUCCACGAACAGGUCCAGGAGCAGAAGACCCUGCUGCGUUCAGCCCAGGACCGAGCCCACACCCUGGAGACCUCCGUCACCGAACUCACCACCCAGCUCGCAGACAGCAAGGAGAAAGUAGCCCAGCUGGAUGCUCAGCUGAAGGCAAAGACAGAGAUGCUGCUAUCUGCAGAGGCAGCCAAGGCUGCACAGAAAGCUAACCUGGACAACAACCUGGAGACCGCUCAGCAUGCUCUGCAGGACAAGCAGCAGGAGCUGAAUAAAGUUCAGAAGAAGGUGGAUGAGCAGAUCCAGAGGCUCAAGGAGAGACAGGAGCAGUGCACACAGCUGGACGGCACUCUGAAGGAAUGCAAAGACAAACUAAUGGCCUCAGAACAGCGUAUAGAGCAGCUGGAGGGGCUCAAUAAGAAAUUGGAGUCUCAGGUCGGGGAGGUGCAGACCACACGGGACCAGAUGCAGAAAGAGGUGCAGAAGCUGCAGAAGGAAGGGUCAGAGGUCAAACGGAAAGCAAAGGAGCUGCAGCACUCGCUGGAAACAGAGAAAGCAGGGGCUACAACACUGCAAGAAGAGUUGAAGAAAAAAGCAGCUGCUUUUGGUGACAUGCAGCAGCAGCUGGAGCGCAGUGAGCAGGACAACGCUGCUCUGAAGGUGAACCUGGACAAGGUGACUCAGGAGGGAAAGACAAAGCACGCAGAUCUGGACAGGAAAGCUCAGAGCCUGACGGUGGACCUGCAGAAGGCCCAGCAGGAGAAAGAGGCUCAAAGGAAGGAGCUUUCCUCGACGCAGGAGAGUCUAGGAAAGGCUAAUAAGGCACUGAAAGAGAGUCGGAGUCAACUGGACACAGAGAGGAAGAACCAUAAGUCAGCCAUGGAGGAGAAGGAAAAGUCCAAUGAAAAGGCCAGACAGGAGCUUCUUAAGAAUAACGAGGCCAUCACCAAGGCGAUGAAAGAAUCCAAAGAGCAGUUGGAGCAGAUGGGAGAGGCAGAGAAAAAGUUGAAAGUGCAGCUGACCACGCUGGAGCAGCAGCGCUCCAACUCUCAGGGGGCGCUGAAGGAAAAAGAGAAGGAGCUGGAGAAGCUGCGGGCGCAACUUAAGACGGCCCAGGGGUCCUUCGAGGAGGAGAUGAAGAAACAGAAGGGCCAAGUGGCAGAGUUACAAGAAGUUAAUGUCAAGAAGACGGCAGAGGAGGGUAAACUGAGGGCCCAGGUGUCGGGGCUCGGCCAGGAGUUGGCCUCUGAGAGCAGCCGGUCGAAGGAGCUGCAGAAGGCCUUGGAGCAAAGCAAGGGAAGCCUCGCUAAGCUUCAGUCUGACUUCUACGGCAAGGAGUCUGAGGUCUCUGCCCUGCGUCAAGACCUAAAGGCCUCAGAGGAGAAGCUGAACUUGGCUCAGGAAGAGCUGGCCGCUAACCGAAGCCAUCAGACAGGUUUAGAGGCUCAGAUCCAGGAUCUGCAGACGGGCCGUGGAUCGUUGGAGCAGGAGCUGGUGAAACGGGACCAGAAGCUCCAACAACAAGAACAAACCCUGAAGGAACUACAGAAGCGACAGGGUCAAGUAAAGGAGGAAGUGGAGAAGGAGAGGAGCAAAGUGGAGGAGCUGAACAAAGCCAAGAGUGUCCUGGAGAAGAAUAACACGAGACUGACUUCUGAAUUAAAAGCACUAACGGAGAAGAGCGAGAAGGAGCUGGGUGAGUUGCGGGAAGCCAAACAGAUGUUGAUCCAGCAGAAACUGGAGCUGCAGGGUCAGGUGGAGGCGGCACAGAAGACCCUGGAGCAGGAGCAGAAAGAGCACCAGGCCACCAGGGACAGCAGGAGCCAGAGAGAGGAGCAGCUACUCGCACAAACAAAGGGCGUCCAGGAUCAGUUGUCGUCAGAGAAGCGAGCCAGAGAGGAGCAGGUGAAGCGUGGGGAGGAGGCGGAAGCUAAGAUUGGCGUGCAGGUGACGGCUCUGAAUGAAAACGUGGCCACGCUGAAGAGAGAGUGGCAGGGCAGCCAGCGGAGAGUCGGCGAACUGGAGAAGCAGACGGACGAGCUCAGAGGAGAGAUCGCCGUGCUGGAGGCCACCGUCCAGAACAACCAGGACGAGAGACGGGCUCUUCUGGAGAGGUGUGUGAAGGGCGAAGGCGAGAUCGAGAAGCUGCAGGCCAAGGUGGUGGAGCUGAGGAGGAAGCUGGACGACACGACAGCGGCCAUGCAGGAGCUCGGCAGAGAGAACCAGUCGCUCCAGAUCAAGCAGUCCCAGAGUCUGACCAGGAAGUGGGCCGAGGAUCACGAAGUGCAGAACUGCAUGGCCUGUGGGAAAGGCUUCAGCCUCUCCGUCAGGAAGCACCAUUGCAGACAUUGCGGCAACAUUUUCUGCCACGAGUGUUCCGUGAGGAACGCCCUCACGCCGUCCUCUAAAAAGCCAGUCCGGGUCUGUGACACGUGCUUUGAGGAGCUCCAAGGCUGAUUUCCUUCUCUUUCCCUUUACCCCACCUCCACCCCCCCACAACCCUCUUUCUCCCUCCACUUCCUCCUUCAGCGGGCAGAAGAAGGUCUUUGUCAUAUUUAAUGUGCACUAUUAAGGACAGACCCAGUGCAAAGACUCACCACCUGCAUGUGACUGGUGGCUCUGGUGAUGGAGGAGAAUAACUGAAUGGUUUUAAUGAGGAGACUCCAGAGCCACGGGAUGGGAUGGGGGGGGGGAGUUGGGAUUGGGAUUGGUUGGGAUUGUCUGUAUCUGUUUUUGUGCCUUUGCUACUCCUGUGGACUGCCAGAGAGCGGAGACAGUGAGAACUAAACACACCACCCAUCUCUUUAAGUUCACGUUCUUCAUCUCCAUCGUUUGUUUGGAAUCAUUAGCAAGUGCGAGGUGGUUGUUGUGUAUGUUGUGAGAUGUUUGGGAGGAGGUGUGACGUCAGUGUGAGGUCAGUGUGACACUGCGAGAGUGACUGGGGGGGAAGUAAAUAUUGUAAAUGGUGGUGUUGAGAAUCGCUGCUGCCCUACAGAAGGGAAAUGCAGGUAACUGAUUAGUCGAGAAAAGCCAAAUCUUGUAAAUACCCGAUGUGACAUAUAGAAAUUUAAAUUCUGAUAUUUAUAUGAAGAGAUGUAUAAUCAAGUAAUCAGUGAGGACAAACAUAUUUUUGGAAAUGUUUUCAGUUAAACUGUAAUAACUUCA